CAGAUAUAAAUGAAUGCACCAGUAACACUCAAAACUGCCAUUCUAAUGCGACCUGUAACAACACUGACGGAAGUUUUACUUGUGCAUGUAACUCGGGUUAUACAGGCGAUGGAAUAAAUUGUACAGCCUGUCCGGAAGGUAAAUACGGAGAUAACUGCACAGAAACCUGUAAUUGUGACAAUGACAACACCGUAUCAUGUGACAUUAUCAUCGGAACGUGUAACUGUUCCAAAGGAUGGAGCGGAGUUAGAUGUCAAGAAGACAUUAAUGAGUGCGAAACUAACACGUGCCCGAAUAACUCGAACUGUAUCAAUACUGAAGGGUCUUUCUACUGCAAAUGUGACGUAGGUUAUUUCACGACCAGUGAUGGAGCUUGUCAAGGUUGUCGACAGAAUACAUUUGGUUAUGAGUGCAACAGUACGUGCGCCUGUAAUGAAAACACAACACAGUUAUGUAAUACUAUAAAUGGUAUGUGUACAUGUAAGACUGGUUGGCAAGGAGACACGUGCAGUGAAGAUACCGACGAAUGUGAAACCGGAACGUUUGAUUGUCCGGAAAACUCAACGUGUGAGAAUACAAACGGCUCAUACCAAUGUAAUUGUGUACCUGGAUACAUGCAAGUAAACGGCGUAUGUCGAGAUAUUGACGAAUGCUCGGAUAAUCCAUGCACAGACGCACAUCGAACAGUUUGUAUAAACAGUCUUGGUUCCUAUUCCUGUGAUUGUGAAGAUGGUUUUGAACUGACCAGUAAUGAAACCUGCGUUGAACCAACAACAAGUACUUCAACUACAGAACCUACAACUAUUAAAACAACAACAGAAACAACAACAACUACAGAGCCUACAGUAAUUCAGUCUGGUUUGUAUUUGAGACAUGGUGAGGAAGAAGGAGACGACAGUAUGACUGGAACAGAUGACGGAUGUAACGCUUUAGUACGACCGUCCUUUGCUGUCCCGUUCAGUCGGGCAAGAUAUAGAACGAUCUACGUAUGUGCUAAUGGGCUCGUGUGUUUCAACAGACGUUAUCAAAGUUACACAGUUCCAGCAAACAGACAAUACACACCUGAUUUAGUUGGUAUUUAUUGUCUGGCUCCCUACUUCACAGAUUUGGAUUUGAGAAGUUCGGGUUCAGUGUGGUACCAGGCAUAUACCAUGUCAUCAGACGCUGAAAGUAUCAGAGAAUCCAUGAAGAAUCUUGUAAAUGAAACAUACUCUGUACACAUAACACCGAUUUUCAUUUUCAAAGCAACUUGGAAGGAGGUCCCUUUAUAUGGUGGAACUAGGCACGAGACGGUCACUUUCCAAGUAAUUUACGUGACAGACGGAGAAGUUGCCUACUCGUUCUAUUUCUACGAGGGAGGUUCUAUGAAGUCUGUCUCAAAUAUGCAGUUUAUCGGACUAUUGGUCAAUGGUCAUGCUGAUGGUCUAGAUGACAGUUCUGAUGGUUCUUAUUUACGUCAAGCAGACAUCAAUCUAAUUCUUGAAACUUCAACCAUAGUGUAUCAAGGAGCAACAACGUUUGAACUUACACCACCAGACGGACUAGGUCCUAACUAUCAAGCUAUGUGUACAAACUGGCAUCAGGGAGAACUAAAAAAUCGUGAUUAUUAUAGACAACAAUUGGCCAGCAUGCCACAAUGUCCGUGCAUAUCAUUCUUCCUCUCUUUCGACGGACGGUUUGGUUGGCGGACAAUCGACUGGGCAAAUAGAGUAUUGACUGCUCCUGUAAGACAUACAUGUGGAGGUCCUUUUGCACCACAUGGAAAGACAUGCACAUACGAUUUAUGGACCGGCAGUUUAAUAUUUUGGGGCAGGAGAGCAGGGUCGUUUGAAACCUACAAUCAAAUAAGAUAUCCGCAAUUGCACUGGCAGAAUGAUGCAUUUUACAAGGACAUAUGUUGUGAACGAACUGACCUCUGUCAUCUAUAUUAUGACGUCAGACCUCGC
Molecule: messenger RNA, 1946 nt
Organism: Ruditapes philippinarum (Manila clam)
Lineage: Eukaryota; Metazoa; Mollusca; Bivalvia; Venerida; Veneridae
Product: mucin-4-like
Biological process (GO): cell-matrix adhesion
Molecular function (GO): calcium ion binding
Source: RefSeq, a predicted model, not a curated record